UCGCAAUGCAUUCUGGGUCGGUUACGAAAUUUCAAGAUGGCGGGCAUAAGAUGGAGUUUAUGCACUGCCAGCCUUCGUUCUGUUAUUCGCUCUCCGGCCCGGGCCAAAGCUACGAGAACCAUAGCGACUUCAACACCGCCUAGUUUUAUUUUUAAACGAAUGACAGGUUCACCGUCUCUUUCCGUGGAAAGGGCAACGGACGCUCAUUCAAAGGUUUUGACCGAGAGAGAAACACUCUACGAGCUGGAUGUCCAGCACAUUAAACCAGAAUGUAUAGAGGACUUCAUAGCUCUUGUGAGUGAAACCCUCCCUAGGAUUCAUAAUGACCCGGACUUCCCAGGCAAACUAGUUGGAAGCUGGACGACCAUGUUUGGACAACUGGACAGAGCAAUUCACCUGUGGCAGUUUCAUGGGGGAUAUAAUUCAGUUGUUAAUGCCAAGCAGUACAUCAGAGAAAAUCCGGAAUAUCUGCGGUUUGCAAGAGAGCGCCGUCACAUGAUGUACAGCAGAGAAAACCAGUUGCUCCAUGAGUUCCACUUCUGGGGUGAACCUGUUCCACGCACAGAGCCACACAUUUAUGAACUACGCACUUACCACCUCAAGCCUGGAACCCUUAUAGAAUGGGGAAACAACUGGGGCCGUGCCAUUAAACUUCGCCAAGAGGAAGAUGAGGCAGUUGGCGGAUUCUUUUCACAAAUUGGGGAAUUGUACAUGGUGCACCAUAUAUGGGCUUACAAGGAUCUUGUGAAGCGCAAAGAGAUUCGCCAAAACCUUUGGAACAAUCCUGGGUGGGAUGACUGCGUUGGUAACACUGUGCCUCUGAUUCGCCGCAUGGAAUCUUGGGUAAUGGUUCCUCUACCCUACUCACCUUCCAAGUGAUUCCCUAAGAGCAUCAUGGGAAUUCUGUAUAUAGUUCAGAGCUUAGCUUCUAGCUAAGAUCACACGAUAAACCAGUGAAAGACGGGAAAUGAAUGAUGUUUAUUGUGAGAAAGGUCUCACCAAUUAUUAUACUAUCAAUACCGAACUAUCAGUAGAUGCUCACAGUGACAAUCGCAUGUUAUGGCUUAGCUAUCUAACAACAACAUCUAACUUGCUCACACAUACUUCUGCCAUAGUUUAGUUAUGCAUAUUUCUUUAGGGGUGUUUUAUUGUUUGGCUGAUUUGGGAAACACACGCUUAUAACACUUCAUUUACUCCCUUGUUUAGCGGAUUGUUGCGCAUUUUACACCGAUAAACUACUCUUAUGAUUCUUAUGUCCAUUUUUAAAAUGAACCUUGCAAAAAGGCAAAGUCGAUUCUUCGGUGUUUUAGUCCGGUUACGACCGUGCAUUCUGCAGGUGUUAGAUGAUAGCAGUGUCUAUUUGUGUAGAUGAAAGCAGUGUCUAUUUGUGCAUCUAUUCUGACCCGAAAAAAAAACAUUAAGAGUUGCCCAGAGAGACUGAUUGUAAUGUUUUUUUUAUUAAAAAUAUAACGUA
Nematostella vectensis (starlet sea anemone) is the source of this 1474-nucleotide messenger RNA. Its product is annotated as protein NipSnap homolog 1-like. The record is from RefSeq and is a predicted model, not a curated record. Lineage: Eukaryota; Metazoa; Cnidaria; Anthozoa; Actiniaria; Edwardsiidae. Gene Ontology annotation, cellular component: mitochondrion. Bases 37 to 879 code for a protein of 280 amino acids. The transcript is spliced from 9 exons.